Messenger RNA from Temnothorax curvispinosus, 1339 nucleotides. RefSeq names its product bolA-like protein DDB_G0274169. The transcript has 4 exons. Lineage: Eukaryota; Metazoa; Arthropoda; Insecta; Hymenoptera; Formicidae. The record is from RefSeq and is a predicted model, not a curated record. Gene Ontology annotation, cellular component: mitochondrion. The coding region runs from base 220 to 624 and encodes 134 amino acids.
CAUACUUAGGGUCCCGCCGCCGAGACCUUUUUGAUUCAAUAGUCAAUCGAUUUGUCCGAAAGUGCUUGUACAUACAUACAUAAUACAUACACAAAUAAAAUAUCAGUCGAGAGAGGGGGGAGAGGGUGAAUCCAUAUAAUAACAGGGCAUUCGAAUAGAUUCCGGAUUCCGGAAUAGAGAAUAUUCGACGUAGUAUAUUAAUUAAAGCUACGAAUAUAAAUGUAUAAAAGAGGACUGAUAAGAUUAAUACUCGGGAAAAAUUACAGUACGUUUCGUCAGCGAGACAUGAGCAUCAGUUGCGAAACACUGAACGGACCAGUAGAGAAUUCGAUCAGGGGAAAGCUGGAAGCUGCACUGAAACCCCUUCACUGCGACGUCAUCAACGAGUCCUACAUGCACAAUGUUCCCAAGAACUCUGAGACGCACUUUAAGGUAGUGGUUGUCUCGGAGAAAUUUGACAAGCAGCCGUUGAUCAAGCGACACCGAAUGAUAAACCAGUUGUUGCAAGCGGAACUGCAAGGAGGCGUACAUGCUCUAUCAAUUGUAGCGAAAACACCAGAGCAAUGGGAAACAAGUAAUACGGUGACUGCGAGUCCUGCUUGCAGAGGCGGUUUCGGAAAGUAAUAUCAUGUGAUAAUUUAACGAUUAAUUAUAUAAGGGUAAUAACUUAAGUAAUUGCGUAAAUAAUUUAUAUAGUAUAAGUGUCGCAUAAUAAACACAUAUUCCGCUGCGAUUUACAUAAAUAUUUUUUCUUUUAUUAAGUGAGAUCAUUAUGCAUGAAACGUCCUCUGUACACCAAACAAAGUCAGAUGAUGAAACUUUUCAAUUCGUAAAAUCGGAACAUAGAAUAUAACGAAGUCAAAUUAUUUAUAUCGUGAUACAGAUCAAACCAAUAAAAAAUUUAACAGUUCAGUACGUACCAUACGGUAAUUGAAAUGUGAUUUCAUCAAUCUUGACUUUAGGAUUCUUUUUCUCAUCUCAAAAUACAUUACCUGAAUUAUCUUCUCGACCGUUGUUACACUGAAUCCAUUGCAAGGUUUUGGUUCAACAAUAAAGUGGUGCAAAUUCGAUAUGAAAGAAGUGAGUUAUAAAUAAUUGGUGAAAUUCACUAUUCUCCUCCUUAUUGUUUCUCUGAACUUAUUUUGCCAUAUACUAAAAAUAUGAGAACUUUUGGAGUGCGCACGCACAUACGAAUAAGUGCAAGUAAAAAAUCUCAUAAUUUGCUUUUUUUUUUUCUUUAAUUGGGCCACGUAUUGUUGUGCCAAUCCCUGCAAUCGUAGCAAUUGCAUAAUGUAUAACUAAAACGACAAAAAUAAAAAGAUGCACUAAUGUCAUAAUA